AUGGGGUCACUCUGUUCUAAGCCCGACGCUCAUAGUGGGUCUCAUACUGUCGUUGGUUCUUCUGGACCCGCUACACAGCCCCAUUCCAAUCCCGAAGAUCGUCGUAAUGCAGCGGCAGAAGCAGCUGAACGUCGACUGAAGGCGGCCCAAGAGCGUGGUACAAAUGCAUCCAAUCCCAACAGAGGUCAACUGGCAGCGAAAGCUGGAAAACCAGUGAAAUUCACACCUGAACAGCGAGAGGAAGAGAGGCUUGUGUGGGACUAA
Messenger RNA from Marasmius oreades (fairy-ring Marasmius), 264 nucleotides. RefSeq lists its product as uncharacterized. Lineage: Eukaryota; Fungi; Basidiomycota; Agaricomycetes; Agaricales; Marasmiaceae. The coding region runs from base 1 to 264 and encodes 87 amino acids. The record is from RefSeq and is a predicted model, not a curated record. The transcript has 4 exons.